GAUGAGGGGGAAGAUGUCCGAGGCGGGAAACGACAUGCCGGCUAAAAAGCAGAAAUUGAGCAGCGAUGAAAACAGCAACCCGGACCUUUCAGGAGACGAAAAUGACGACGCCGCCAGCGUUGAGAGCGGCACGAACGCUGAGCGACCCGACACCCCCACCAACACAGCCAAUGCGCCCGGCAGGAAAAGCUGGGGCAAGGGCAAGUGGAAGUCGAAGAAAUGCAAAUACUCUUUUAAGUGUGUCAACAGCCUGAGGGAAGACCAUGGCCAGCCUUUGUUCGGUGUCCAGUUUAACUGGCACAGUAAGGAGGGUGACCCGCUAGUUUUCGCAACAGUGGGAAGCAACAGAGUCACUUUAUAUGAGUGUCAUUCUCAGGGAGAAAUCCGGCUCCUGCAGUCUUACGUAGAUGCAGAUGCAGAUGAGAACUUUUAUACCUGUGCUUGGACCUACGACACCAGCACCAGUCACCCUCUCCUGGCCGUGGCAGGCUCCCGUGGCAUCAUUCGCAUCAUCAACCACAUUACUAUGCAGUGUGUCAAGCAUUACGUUGGGCACGGGAACGCCAUCAACGAACUCAAAUUUCAUCCCCGGGAUCCCAACCUCCUGUUGUCUGUUAGCAAAGACCACGUGCUGCGGCUGUGGAACAUUCAGACGGACACGCUUGUAGCCAUAUUCGGCGGUGUGGAGGGCCACAGAGACGAGGUCUUGAGUGCGGACUUUGACCUGCUUGGCGAGAAGAUCAUGUCCUGUGGAAUGGACCACUCGCUGAAGCUGUGGAGAAUCAACUCGGAGAGAAUGCAAAAAGCAAUACGAGGCUCUUACGAGUACAACCCCAACAAAACCAACAGGCCGUUUGUGUCUCAGAAGAUUCACUUCCCAGACUUCUCCACACGUGACAUCCACAGAAACUACGUAGAUUGUGUUCGCUGGCUUGGAGAUUUAAUCCUCUCCAAGUCCUGUGAAAAUGCCAUCGUGUGCUGGAAACCUGGGAAGAUGGAGGACGAUAUCGACCACAUCAAGCCUAGCGAAUCAAACGUGACCAUUCUGGGCCGAUUCGACUACAGCCAGUGUGACAUCUGGUACAUGCGCUUCUCCAUGGACUUUUGGCAAAAGAUGUUGGCGCUGGGAAAUCAAGUCGGAAAGCUGUACGUGUGGGACCUUGAAGUCGAAGAUCCUCAUAAAGCGAAGUGUACCACCCUGACACUCCCUAAAUGCACCUCAGCCAUCAGGCAGACCAGCUUCAGCAGGGACAGCAGUAUUCUUAUAGCAGUGUGUGACGAUGCUUCUAUCUGGCGCUGGGACCGACUGCGCUGAUGAACUUUCCUGACCGUGUUUUGUAAGCUGACGUUUUCCUUCCCCGGACCGCUAGAGAAGUCACAGGAACACAUCACAGGAAGUUCUGUGUGGCUGUGCAACCUGGACACUGGAUGCUCUUUAGGUCCAAUAAGCUUGGAAUUAGGCUGUGGAAGUUGCUUUCCUCAAAUGUCGCACCUCUUGGCUUUUUGUUAUCUUUUAUGUCUUUAAUAAAAUCUAUUUUUACUUGUUUAAAA
Trichomycterus rosablanca is the source of this 1551-nucleotide messenger RNA. RefSeq names its product embryonic ectoderm development (gene eed). Gene Ontology annotation, molecular function: protein binding; nucleosome binding. Gene Ontology annotation, cellular component: ESC/E(Z) complex. The record is from RefSeq and is a predicted model, not a curated record. Bases 2 to 1315 code for a protein of 437 amino acids. The transcript is spliced from 12 exons. Lineage: Eukaryota; Metazoa; Chordata; Actinopteri; Siluriformes; Trichomycteridae. Gene Ontology annotation, biological process: negative regulation of transcription by RNA polymerase II; heterochromatin formation.